AUGAGUUUGACAGGAUCUUUGGUGCUCAGCGGCAUCGGCGGUCUGAUAUAUAAAUACGGCGGACAACAGUCGGUUAAGGAUGAUGAUCUACCUGUGGGGGCACGAGGACUGACUGUGGGGUUCGUCGAAGUAAAGAUCCGCGUCGUGAAGGAGCGGUGUGGCAGAAUGUCGACCAACUUCUGGCACACCUUGAUUCACAACGGCGGCUACAAAUACCCAUUUCGAGGUGUUUCCGAGAUGUUUCGAUCGCGGGUUUACGUGUACCACUGGGGACGAGCGUUCGCGCUGUAUCUGGUGCUGUACCUCACAAUCGCCUUUGUUUACUUCGUCACGAUUCUGCCUGUGUAUCUGGCCCUCCUGGCGUUCUGUGGUCCCAUUGGAUUUGCCAUUGCUUACCUACAUUUCCUCUUGCACUCUAACAUGCUUACAAUGAUGGUGAUGCGUUUCACUCAGCUGAACAAUUCCCUGUUUGACUUGACGUUGACGCACAACGGGAAAGAAGUCUUUGUCAAAACCGCCAUCGAGAGCCCCACGUUGCCUAUCAGAUAUUACAUCCCCAUGAACACGUACUACUACUGGUUCAACCAUCUGCCCUGGAGAUUCACCGUUCACAUGAUUCAAUUUACCGUGCUAUUGACCCUAAUGGUGAUUUCCCUCAUUCCAAUCUUGGGACCCAUUUUCUUCAAUGCGCUAAUCUCACCCUACAUUGCUAGAAUGUAUUUCUCCAGAUUCUUGCGCCUCAAGAAGUUGGAUAACAGACGCAGAGACGAUGAGUUCUAUUUCAACUUUGGUCUGUACGUUUCCUUCGGAUUCAUGGCAGGUCAAUUGGAAAUUCUACCCUUCGUGUCUGGAUUAAUUUACUGUUCCAACAGCGUUGGUGGCGGAUUGUGUGCUAUUACUGCGCUGGACGCAGAGCAUGCGGCUGCUCCAGAUGCGACUGCCGCUGCCGGUGCCGCUGUCAGAGGCGCUGAAUCUGGCGAGCCAACAGUUGCAUGA
Molecule: messenger RNA, 996 nt
Organism: Lachancea meyersii CBS 8951
Lineage: Eukaryota; Fungi; Ascomycota; Saccharomycetes; Saccharomycetales; Saccharomycetaceae
Source: the annotation of a GenBank genome assembly